This is a messenger RNA of Lagenorhynchus albirostris (white-beaked dolphin), 2188 nucleotides long. RefSeq names its product synaptonemal complex central element protein 1 like (gene SYCE1L). Gene Ontology annotation, biological process: synaptonemal complex assembly. Gene Ontology annotation, cellular component: synaptonemal complex. NCBI's taxonomy places the organism in Eukaryota, Metazoa, Chordata, Mammalia, Artiodactyla, Delphinidae. The record is from RefSeq and is a predicted model, not a curated record.
UGCUGGUGGUGGUGUCUGUGGCUGGUCCCUGUCUCCCCGGGCAAUGGAGCGAGAUCUGGGGGGCUGCCCACACAUGAGAGAUGGGUGGCAGUGUGACUGCACAUAGGUGAGCUGCUUCCCCAGCCCCCUUCUGCCCCCCCACCGCUGGGGAAAUCCUUAGGACUCCCUCUUCCCCUCCCUCUGCCACACCUCCUUCACUUGGAUGAUGUUGCAGCCUCUGUCAGGGGCCGUCUCCUCCAGUCCUGGGCACCACACCCUCCGUCCUGCAUCAGGGGUUUGCCUCCCCCACGGGAUCUCAGCCCUGAGGGUCCAGGGCUGGCCAGGGUCUCCUUGGGUGGCCCACGGGGGUUCUGGAAUUGGAAUGCAGGACCAGCCUGUGCCCAGAAACGGCCUGAAGAUAUUUUAAAGGAAAAAACUGCAUAUAAAAAGCCUAAAACCGACCCCCAUAAGGACAUUCCUUUGUGCUUCACGUACGUCACCUUUACCCAGUCAAAAACGGCCCCCUCAGUGCUGGCUGCUGCUAGUAUUGAGAAGAUGGCCUCCAGCGUCUACCUGUCUUUGUAACCCGCGGCAAAGCACCUGACUUCACACGGUGGCUGAGGUCCAGAAUUUUUACAUAGAUCCACUUACCUUCCACGGCUCAUUCUACUCACUCGUGAAAUGGAGAUACCUAACGUCUCAUAGGCUGUUAAGUGAGGAUUCGUGAACGAAAAGGGACUCAACGCAUGCGUACCACCACACAGCGUAUGGACAUUUGUCCCAGACUUGCACAACCUGCACAACACAAGCAUCCUAGAGAGGGAGAUGGCGAGACCUGCCUGUAAUUUCCAUGCGUGCACGCAGCACUCACUCGCCAACGACCAAGACCCUAGUUUUGCCCUUCUUUUCUCUAACCUGGAGUUGCAGGCCUCGUGGUGCACGCGUGCGGGCCAACUGUUGCUCGGGGUCUCUGGGCUGUGCCCUCCCGGGAGCUGAAAGCCCAUUUCUCCUCACCCUGGUCCACUGACGCACAGACACGCACUGGACGCGUGCGCUCUGCACAGCCUAUCCCCACUCGCGUGAUUUUUUUUUUUUUUUAAGCCAAUCAUCGUCCCAAGCGCAGGCGCGCCAGUCGUGCGAGCGUUGGAAAAUGGCGGGGAAGUUGGACCCUCCCGAGGUGGCGCCGCCGGUAGUCCUUGAGGAGGCUGAAGGUCAGACCAAGUCUUCAAAGAAGACUGAAGAGUUGCUGGAAAUGGUGAAGAAGCUGCAGAAAGAGGGAAGCCUGGAGCCACAGGUCGAAGACCUGAUUAACCGGAUUAAUGAGCUUCAGCAAGCAAAGAAGAAAUCCAGUGAGGAACUGGGAGAAGCCCAAGCUCUCUGGGAGGCCCUGCGUAGGGACCUGGACUCCUUGAAUGGAGAGAAAGUGCACCUGGAGGAGGUUUUGAGCAAAAAGCAAGAGGCACUGAGGACCCUCCAGCUGCACUGCCAAAGGAAGGAAAGUGAGGCUCAGAGGAAGUACAUGUUGGCGGAGCACAUGGAACAAAUUUCUAUCCAUAACUCUCAGAUCACGGAGAGUCAAGGACAGAGGAAGCCGGGGUUGCACGUGGAAGAACGUCUGGAAGAUUUGACAGGCCAGCACAAGGACCCCUGGGAAUUCCACAUGCUGAAGCAGCGACUGGCCUGGGAGAUCCGUGCCCUGCAGAGCAGCAAGGAGCAGCUGCUCACCGAAGAGAGGCAGGCGCGGGCAAAGCUGGAGACGGUGGAGCGGCGGCUGCGCUCGCCGCCCGAGGUCCAGAGCGCCCCGGCAGAGAAAGACGGGCUGAAGGCGGGGCUGGAGAAACUCGGGGGGCAGGUCCCCGCCCAGACUCAGACCACCCCAGAGGACCGGGCCGGAGAGGUAGAGAGCCCGGGAUGGAGGCAAGACGGGCCGAGCAGCGGGCGGGAUCUGGGAUCCGGAGCCCCUCUGAGGGGGUGUGCGGGUGCAGGGCGUCCUCGGGGCGGUGGGGACAGGGAAAGGGCGGCGCGGGUCAGCGUGGGCGGGCGCCAGGGCCCCAAAGCCUGACUCCCAGCCCCCGCAGGACGGCCCCCAGCUCCCAAGCGAGGGCGACCUGGCGCCGCCGGCGGAGCUGGCCCUGACGCCCCCCUAGGCCAGUAGGACCCACACGGCCCCACCUUCCUUCAAGUGCCGCCCGGAAAUAAAGGCGACGUU